Podarcis raffonei (Aeolian wall lizard) is the source of this 3895-nucleotide messenger RNA. RefSeq names its product C1q and TNF related 1 (gene C1QTNF1). The record is from RefSeq and is a predicted model, not a curated record. Gene Ontology annotation, molecular function: protein binding. NCBI's taxonomy places the organism in Eukaryota, Metazoa, Chordata, Lepidosauria, Squamata, Lacertidae. The coding region runs from base 278 to 1099 and encodes 273 amino acids. The transcript has 4 exons.
UGCUCCCAUCUGAGGGAGGAGGGCUGGCGGCGUACAGCGUCUGCCCCUUUCUUUCCCUCUCUCUCUCUCUCUCUUGGUUUUCCACAAAGCGUCUUGCUGCCGGGAGCCUGAGAUCUGAAGGCUAGACACAGGGCUGCCAGGCUCUCCUCCUUUCUGCCCCACUAGCAAGGGGUGGCGGAAGCGUUUACUUGGAGGGGGAUGCUGUAGAAGACCAGAGGCAAAGGCAAGCAGUGGCUCUGGCAGCAGCCAGUCCUCCUGCCCCAAAGGGCCAAAAGCAAUGAAGAUAACACUGACACCAAGUGCCCUUUUGCUCAUCUGCCUGAUAAUCCAGGCAUAUUGCAAUGAGAAGGAUGUGGAGCAGAGGCCUGGAGCACCAACACAACCUCCGCCAACCCAGCAUCACACUUCCAGGCCCGAGAAUCACCAUGAGAAAUACAGCAAGCGGCCCAGAGGGUCAGAGUGCGUGCGAUGCUGCGAUCCUCCAGAGCGCAUUUCAGCAUACCCCAUGUACCAGCCCAUGCCUCAGAUCAACGUUACCAUCCUGAAAGGUGAGAAAGGGGACCGUGGUGAACGUGGCCCCCAAGGGAAGCUGGGCAAGGCUGGUUCUACGGGAAGCAGGGGCCAGGCGGGCCUCAAGGGGCAGAAGGGGAACAUAGGGGCCCCGGGGGAGCGGGCCAAGACCAACUACGCUGCCUUUUCAGUGGGCCGAAGAAAACCCUUGCACAGCAACGACUACUACCAGACUCUUGUCUUUGACACCGAGUACGUGAACCUCUAUGGACACUUCAACAUGUUCAUGGGCAAGUUCUACUGCUAUGUGCCCGGCAUCUACUUCUUCAGUCUCAAUGUGCACACCUGGAACCAGAAGGAAACCUACCUGCACAUAAUGCACAAUGGGGCUGAGGCGGCCAUCUUGUACGCCCAGGCCAGCGACCGAAGCAUCAUGCAGAGCCAGAGCCUCAUGCUGGAGCUGCAGGACCAGGAUGAAAUCUGGGUGAGGCUCUUCAAGGGUGAGCGCGACAAUGCCGUCUUCAGCGAUGAAUACGAUACAUACGUUAUUUUCAGCGGGUACUUAAUCAAACCCAACUCUGAGCCUUGAAUCUGCUGACAGAUGGACAAAAUACGGCCAAUAACGUCACCUGGCUCUAACCUUGUAGUGUUUCUCUACUUGCUGAUUUCUAACCCUACUUAUCUGCCAUAACCCAGCCUUGACCUCUGAUAUGACCUUUAUCCUCAUCAAACAAUCACCCCACUUUCCCUGGACAAGGUUUUUCCCCUGCUUCAAACCUCUGGUCCUUCUCUCUUCCCUCUGCCCGCAAGUCUUAAGCCUUAAGUUGGCGUCAAUAUUCCCAGUCAGAUCAUCACACUAAUCUAACUUCUGCUCUUAUGGGACUGACUCCCCAUGCACAGUCAUUCCCUCUGCUCUAAGACUGGGACUCACACCCUCCUAGAUAAUAAUGACACUUCUUCUAUACAAGUGUCCUUAGACUGAUUUUCUUAUUUUAUUCUUGCUUUGCCAUUCUCAGCCUUUGAAAACACAUGUCCUGCUAGAAUCUUCCCUUGCCCCUCCACAAAAUAUUUAAAACAGGAUUGCACAAUUUCUGUUCACGCUGACCUCAAGGCUUGGUCCUUUCUGUACUGUGUUCAUUAUCAAGAGGAAUUAAAAUUUAAAAAAGAAAGAAGGGGAAACAAACAGCAGUAAUAUGCAGAUAAUACGAAUAAUACCAGUAGAACACAGUUCCCAUUGUAGAUACAGUGACUAUCAGAAGAGGAAUGUUAAACAUAUAAGAUGAUAGAAGCCUUCCAGAUGCCCAAGGAGGUAUCCACUUUGAAUUGGUGCUUAUAUGAAAUAACCAGGGCAGUGAAGACCUCAGACCACUGUGCAAUAGACAGCAUGUAUUUAUCCUUCCGGACUUGAAACAAAACCCACUUUUGUUGCCUGGUUCAGUCAUUCUUAGGAAGAUAGGAAUCUCUCUUAUAUGAAGUCAGACAACUGGUCAGUCUAGUUCAUUGCUACCUACAGUGACUGGAAGCAGCUCUCCAGAAUUUCAGGAAGACAUCUCUCCACGACCUUCCCAGAGAUGCUUGAGACUGAACCUGGGAUCUGCAACCAAAGGAGCUGCUCCACCACCACUGGAUCUCACAACUAGAUCCCAGCUGGGCAAGGACCUUAUCUAUUGUCCAUUGUUUAUGCCCAUUGUGGGGAAACCUCUGGUUUGUGGGCCCAGAAUCUCAGAACUGUAGAGUUGGGACCAUGAGGAACAUCUAGUCCAAUCCCACGCAAUGCAGGAAUCUUCUCAAACCCAUGGCUCUGAGAUUAGGUGUCUCAAGCUCUGCCAACUGAGCUAUCCCUAAUGAGUUGUUCCGAAUGGCCCACAUGGCUGUUUAUUGACAAACAAUUUAAAAAAAUAUAUUUUUGAUGUCACCUGUUAAUCAGGUCCCUUCUAUUUGCUGUUGACCUCUGACGUUUAGGCUGUCAGUUUCAUUUCAGAUUUUAAGUCUCAAGAGUUUUCAGCAAUGCAACUGUGCCUCCUUCCAUGCUUCCUCUUCCCGGACCUUAUCAAUAUCCUUAAUCUGCUCUCUCCUUCCACCUCCUCCCUUGUUAUCUGUAAAUACCUCCUUCUCUAACCUUGGCAAAUAUUCUUCUCUUUACUCAGCGUGACACACAUUAGUGCGUGAACGCCCAGCCCUAUUCACUGAGCCAGUUUGGAAUACAUGGUGUGGUUUGCUGCAAAGGGCACUCGCCCUUUUCUUCCUGGAAAUAUGGGAGCAGGAGGUGUCAAUCCAUUCAGAUGCUUCCUGUCUAUACAUUUGCCCGUUUCUGGACUGCAUUCUGCUAACAGCUUAGCACCAAGGCAGCAGUAUUUCACCAAGUUCUAUCUUCCAUACCCCAAGCUGCCGUCUCAGUUCCUUGGCAUGAGGUUAGCCAUACACCAUGAGUGAAGUGAGCAGAGUUCAAUGGUUUACUGAACAAGGCUCUGUUGGUAUCCAAGCCUCCCUGCUGGACAGGGAAGGCCUGCAAUGUCUGGCCUGCCUCUACUGCCAGCAUCCUUGUUCCAGGCAGGCACAGUAAAAUAAGAAACCCGUCCCUGUAGAACAAAACAGGGAGAAAGCUAUACAAUUGUUUAGCAUUGAGCACCAUAGGGUCCUGUUAGCCCUGCAUUUAUUUUUGAGGAGUCUUUCCAAGCUGAACAAAUCCUCCUGUUCCUGCUGCAUUCUACUGCCACCAAACACUCCUGUGAGCAGUUGGGCCUGAGCACAUCUUUCAUAGUGAUGUGAAGGUCCGGGGGGGGGGAUGGAAAACUGCAACAGCAAACAGGUUUCCCACCAAUUUUCUAUACAUGUACAUACACCCGUCCACAUCAGGACCUGGAGAGGUCAUUAGAGGGCUUGACCCCUUUACCCACUGCAGCAGAACCAAUCCAGAUCAGGGUCCCUGCUGCUAUUUGCAUUGGAAGGGAAACUUCCAUGGAUUCAAAAUGGUGAAAGCAAUUGCAGUUUCUGUUUCUGGCAGCCCCCAUCAUUUUUGCUGGGCCUGACAGGAAGUUGCUAUACCCUGCAGGCAUCCAGACCCAAAGUCUCUUGGCUAGCUCUGCUGAUUAGGCCUUCGACUUGGGGGAUGUGCGUUUUACGCCAUGUUUUACAUUUUUGUGCCAUGGAAUUCACUAAUUCUGCUUUUGCAUUAAACCUACAGAAGCAAUUAGAACAACUAAGCAAUACCCUGGCAAACUUCCCUUUCAACUCUGCUCUUUCUCAUGUAAGGAAUUAAGCUUCCAUUUUUACACAAGCACUCCACAACUCCUGGAAGGGCUGGUACCUUGUACCACAAGGGUAUGGUUUUGCAUAUGAGGAAAGGGACCCCAAGGGUUUUAAAUUAUGAGCCCGUGACUCAUAA